CGUGAAAGAACAACGGCAGACGGCUGCUGCAGCGCCACUACGCUGUAGUAUUGACGCUAACCAUCAAAAUAAAUCAUAUGUUCCAGAAACGGAACGUAGACAGCCUGAAGAUGUUUUAUUCAAUGCAUUUUUCGGCUUUACUGUUUAUUUUCUUUAGUGUGUGCGUGUGUCAGGCACAGGAAGAUAGUGUUAUGGAGGAGAUUGUCACAGAGAAACAGGCGGAAGAAAGCCACCGACGGGAUAGUGUGAAUUUGUUGAUUUUCAUUUUUCUUUUGACACUGACUAUUUUGUCUAUUUGGCUUUUUAAGCAUCGCAGGUUCAGAUUCUUACAUGAGACAGGACUGGCAAUGAUUUAUGCUAUGAUUAGAGAUCAUGAAAGGAAAAGAGAUGAAUUGCAAAAAGAGAGAGAGGAAGUUGAUGAAUGUAUUAAAAAUGAUUUCAUAUUUACCAUAGCUUCUGAUAAUGACAAAUGUUACAAUGUUAGGAUAUGCAUUGAUGAAAAAUGUAAUGAACUUAUACAGAGAAAGUUGAAGAAACUUGAAAGGGAUAUUAAUGAAUAUAAAAAUCAUACAAACUGCCCACUACCUAGGGUGAACAAAAGAAAGGAGGGCGACAGUUUUAAUUAUGAAAAUGAAUGGAGGGGUGAUAAUCAUGAGGGGACACAUAUUAGUAAUAAUGUGGGUGAUCUGGACGAUUUUUCAGAAUAUCCCACAUUGCAAAGAUCAGAAAGCAUCCCAUACAAUGAAGGGAUGAGAAUGUUGGAAGAAAUUAUUUUUGAAGAUGGAGAACUCACUAGAAAUGAGCAGAUAGCAUGCUUGAAUUUAAUUGAUUUGAGACAUUUUUUUAGAAACCUGGGGUCCAUUCUUGCUUAUGCUUUUCUUGGAACUUCCAUUUCCUGCUUUGUAAUAGGUUUGAUCAUGUAUGGCUUUGUGAAGCUGAUGAAAGUUGUUGAGCAGCUUGAUGGUGACUUCUUUUUCACGGACUGCCUCUUCUUUGGUGCCAUUAUUUCUGCUACUGAUCCAGUGACUGUUCUUGCUAUAUUCAAUGAACUUCAAGUGGAUGUAGAUCUCUAUGCCGUUCUCUUUGGAGAAAGUGUCUUAAAUGAUGCAGUUGCUAUAGUGCUGUCUUCGUCAAUUGUAGCGUAUCAACCAGCUGGAGACAAUAGUCACACAUUUGAUGUAUUGGCUGUUCUCAAGUCUUUUGGGAUUUUCCUGGGAGUCUUCAGUGGAUCCUUCGCAUUGGGAGCUGCAACAGGAGUAGUUACUUCACUUGUCACAAAGUUUACUAAGCUACGAGAGUUCCAGCUGCUUGAAACAGCACUGUUUUUCUUGAUGUCUUGGAGUACUUUCCUGUUAGCUGAAGCUUGUGGUUUUACAGGUGUGGUAGCUGUACUGUUUUGUGGAAUUACGCAGGCACAUUAUACAUUCAACAAUUUGUCAUUGGAAUCACAGGACAGAACUAAGCAGCUGUUUGAACUUUUGAAUUUCCUGGCUGAAAACUUCAUUUUUUCCUACAUGGGAUUGACACUGUUCACCUUCCAGAAUCAUGUAUUCAACCCAACAUUCAUUGUGGGAGGUUUUCUCGCUGUGUUUUUGGGGAGAGCAGCUAACAUUUACCCACUGUCGUUCUUGCUUAAUUUGGGUCGACGCAACAAGAUUGGAGCAAAUUUCCAACACAUGAUGAUGUUUGCAGGUUUAAGAGGUGCUAUGGCGUUUGCUUUGGCAAUUCGAGAUACUGCCACUUAUGCACGGCAGAUGAUGUUCAGCACAACACUUCUCAUUGUGUUUUUUACAGUCUGGGUGUUUGGUGGUGGAACUACAGCAAUGCUGUCCUGUUUACGAAUCAGGGUUGGGGUUGAUGCAGAUCAUGAACACUUGGGUGUACCAGAAGGAGAGAGGAGGAGUACAAAAUCGGAAAGUGCGUGGGUGUUCAGAUUGUGGUACAACUUUGAUCAUAACUAUUUAAAACCUAUCCUGACACACAGUGGCCCACCACUGACAGCUACACUGCCAGGUUGCUGUGGACCAUUAGCAAGAUGUCUCACUAGCCCUCAGGCAUAUGAGAAUCAGGAACAACUGAAAGAUGAUGAUUCAAAUCUAAUCCUGAAUGAUGGGGACAUUGGCCUGACUUACGGAGAUACUACCAUAACAACUGAUUCUACCAACUCUGGAAUCUCUAGGAGGCAUGUAGGAAACAAUUCAGAAGAUGCAGUGGAUCGAGAACUUACCUUUGGGGAUCAUGAACUUGUUAUAAGGGGAACACGUUUGGUUCUUCCCAUGGACGAUUCUGAACCACCCUUAAAUAUUCCAUUUAGUUCAAAGCAGGGAUCAGUGUAAGUCUGAAUUAUUACACUGAGCUUAGUUCUGUAUGAAGAAUGGAGUCUGUGCUACCAACAGUGCAAUGCAUGUCUCAAUGUUAGUGUUUCAUAAAUAUUUAUCAGUUUUGAAGAGCAUAAAUAUUUAUUCACAUUGAGACUAGAAACAUUACGAAUGUUAACAUAUUUCACUUGAAGGUGAUGCGAACAUUGGAGCUCUUACAGAAAUACAUUGUGGCUCGCUUCUUUUCCUAAAUUGCAAAAAGGUGAUGUGGGCUUCCAUUCGUUGGUAUUUUCCACUAGUCUACAACUGGGUUUUUGAAGACAUCACUUUUAUUGAGGGCUUAUUAUAGGGUAAGCUCUAACAUAUAGUGAUUUGUGAUAGUAUGACCCGACAUGUCUUUUGUUUAGAGCUUGGUUCAUUUAUUUUUGCUUUUUCAUCUCACUGUUUUCUUCAGCCAUCACAUGAAACAGUUAAUAGCUGUAAGCCUUAAAGAACUUUUAAGACAGAUUACGUUGUGCAGCCAGGUACUGAUCAUGAUUAACCUUGUUCUUUUUUUGUUUCUAUUAGGAAGCUGAAAUAGUAGCACCAAGGGAAGUUACUUCACAGACAUCAGGUCUGUUAGAUAAUUAACUUUGUUUGUGUUGCAGGUUUACACCUCUGUCUUUAAAGAUAACUGUAGCAUUUAGACAUAUCUAUUAGUGUGUCUGGCUCUAGUAUUCCCUUAAAGAGGGUUUGAUCAGGAAUUUCUACCAUUGUAUAGUUUGGAUGGAGGUAUAGGCAUAGUGUGUUCCACCAUUUUGUAGUUCUGAUGGGGGUAUAGGCAUAGUGUUUGAAUGGUACUAAAGAACUAGUAGUGCAGGCCACUAACUUUUCUGGUUCUUUGAGCCAGUGGUAUCACUGACCGUCCAUUGGUGUAUUUGUUUGCAAUUGUCAGCAUCUGUUCCUUAUAUA
Protopterus annectens (West African lungfish) is the source of this 3269-nucleotide messenger RNA. It is a transcript of the gene SLC9A6, whose product is annotated as solute carrier family 9 member A6. Gene Ontology annotation, molecular function: sodium:proton antiporter activity. Gene Ontology annotation, biological process: sodium ion transport; regulation of pH; proton transmembrane transport. The record is from RefSeq and is a predicted model, not a curated record. The transcript is spliced from 16 exons. The coding region runs from base 78 to 2336 and encodes 752 amino acids. Gene Ontology annotation, cellular component: recycling endosome; membrane. Lineage: Eukaryota; Metazoa; Chordata; Ceratodontiformes; Protopteridae.